GCUGAGCUUGUGAUUUGAUAGAAACCGAGUCGUGAUCAUCCGGUGUUGCUCGUGGGCGGUUAGGCGCCCUGAUUUACCUUUUACCUCUUUGGGAAAUACACACCACCGUGUCAGUUCGCGGAGUGGCUGGCUUCACCGGACGAUAAUUACCCCCUACGUUUUUCGGGGGUAGAAGUCGUUUUCUUUGGACCUUUUUUUAUCUUCCGUCGAGGCGUGUGAGAGGAAACACUCCGCUCUGACACGGGGGGAUAUCCCCAGCCCGUUCGCUCCGACGUCGUUUUUCCCAGGCUAGGCUAACGAGCCGCAGCGGUAGCUCGGCUUUACGGGUGUGUGUGUGGGGGGGUUGGAUUUCUUCCCGUCGGCGCUGGCAAAAGGGGGAACAUAAACGCCGUGAAAUGCCGUGGGACUAUGACGAGCGAAGGGAACAGAGCUGACGAAGGAGAGGGAGAUAUUCUCAGACGGUCAGUGAAGAGGUGAAAAAGUAGAGCAGUUUUCAGCAGCCCCCUCAUCGAUCAAGGAAGUUGUUUAGCUAGCUCGCUAUAGCGCGGCGUCAAAUGCCUCGCCUGAUCGUCAAGGGUCGUUUGAAACGACUCGGUUAUUAAUAGACGUUAAGUUUCACAUAACGGACCAUACCGAUGCCAACGCGUUAGCGACGAUCUGCUAGACCUGGGCGCCUUUAUAAACAAAACGGAAGCUAACUAGCCUAGCGUUAGCUGCGGGGUGGAGGGUUGUAAACAAAGGGUUCCCGGCUUCGAGUGACCGCUGUCCCCCCUCCUCCCUCUUUGUUUUACCGACACCUUUACCAUUUGAAUCCGAACACCGAGGCUCGCCGUCAGACAUGGAUCUAAAGACGGCGGUGUACAACGCGGCCAGGGACGGCAAGCUGCGUUUGCUUCAGAAACUGCUGGAGAACAAAGAUGGACACGAAGUGACAAAGCUGAUGGGCGAGAAGACGAACGGGGCCACCCCGCUGCUGAUGGCCGCCCGGUACGGCCACCUGGACCUGGUGGAGUACCUGCUGGAGUGCUGCUGCGCUCCGGUCGAGGUCGGGGGCUCGGUGAACUUCGACGGGGAGACGAUAGAAGGGGCGCCCCCGCUGUGGGCUGCCUCGGCGGCGGGCCACCUGAAGGUGGUCCAGUCCCUGCUGGGGCACGGGGCUUCCGUCAACAGCACGACCCUCACCAACUCUACGCCCCUGAGGGCGGCCUGCUUCGACGGGCACCUGGAGAUCGUGAAGUACCUGGUGGAGCACAAAGCCGACCUGGAGGUGGCCAACAGACACGGCCACACGUGUCUCAUGAUUUCUUGUUACAAGGGCCACAAGGAGAUAGCCCAGUACCUGCUGCAGAAAGGCGCGGACGUCAACAGGAAGAGCGUAAAAGGCAACACGGCGCUCCACGACUGCGCCGAGUCGGGCAGCCUGGAGAUCAUGCGGAUGCUGCUGCAGUACGGCGCCACCAUGGAGCGCGACGGCUACGGCAUGACCCCGCUCCUCUCCGCCAGCGUCACCGGCCACACCAACAUCGUGGACUACCUGACCACGCACCAGCAGGUGGGUCUGACGCUCCAACGGAGGAGGGCUCGGCCGUUUUGUGUUGGGAGUCCGUCGCUGAAGUGUUUUUUUUUUUUUUUCCUCCCCCCGCAGACGAGUCACACGGAGCGCAUCGACGCCCUGGAGCUUUUGGGAGCAACUUUCGUCGACAAGAAGCGAGAUCUGCUCGGUGCUUUGAAGUAUUGGAAGAGAGCCAUGGACCUCAGGUACACGGACGGCAACAACGUCGUCCACAAGCCGGAGCCCAAGCAGCUGAUCAUGGCUUACGACUACGCUAAAGAGGUCACCAACGGGGAGGAGCUGGACGGGUUGAUAUCCGACCCGGACGAGAUGCGCAUGCAGGCGCUGCUCAUCCGCGAGAGGAUCCUCGGGCCGCAGCACCCGGACACCUCCUACUACAUCCGCUACCGGGGCGCCGUCUACGCCGACUCGGGGAACUUCGAGCGCUGCAUCAACCUGUGGAAGUACGCGCUGGAAAUGCAGCAGAGCAACCUGGACCCGCUGAGCCCCAUGACCACCUCCAGCCUGCUGUCCUUCGCCGAGCUCUUCUCCUUCAUGCUGCAGGACCGGGCCAAGGGGCUGCUGGGGACGUCGGUGUCCUUCGACGACCUGAUGGGGAUCCUGUCCAAGAGCGUGCUGGAGAUCGAGCGGGCGGUGAAGCAGACGGGGCCGGUGCAGCCCGACCCGGCUCAGCUCAGCAAAGCGCUGUCUAUUAUCCUCCACCUCAUAUGCCUUCUGGAGAAGGUGCCGUGUGCUGCUGAGCAGGACCAUUCCAAGAAGGAAACCAUCUAUAGGUUCCUGAAGCUCCAGCCAUGCGGGAAGAAAGGUUUCAGCCCCUUACACCUGGCAGUGGACCGCAACACCACCUGUGUGGGCCGCUACCCGGUGUGCAAGUUCCCCUCCCUGACGGUGGCCUCCAUCCUCCUGGAGUGCGGGGCAGACGUCAACAGCCGGGACGAGGACGACAACAGCCCCCUCCACAUAGCUGCGUCCAACGGUCACCCGGACAUCAUGAACCUGCUGAUCUCCUGCGGCACUCACUUCGACAGCACCAACGCCUUCCAGCAAACCGCCUGCGACCUCCUGGACGAGAAGGAGCUGGCCAGGAACGUCAUCCAGCCCAUCAACCACACCACGCUGCAGUGCCUCGCUGCCAGGUCCAUCAUCAAGCACAGCCUCGACUACCGGGGAAACAUCCCCGAGAAGCUGGAGGCCUUCGUCUUGCUCCACAGAUAAUGACCGCACAGGGAGUGGGCUCCGACGGACAGAGAGGAGGGGAUAAAAAAAAAAAAAAAAAAGGGAGCGCGAUCGCCAUCGAGUCGACCCGGAACACAACAACGGGGAGAUUUGCAGACGCUUUCACCCACAGGGUGGUUUACACAACACAAGACUGUUAUCUGGCUUUGGUCGCAAGACGAAACUCGCACUAAACGCCCAAUUAAUGCAGGACGGACUGAAUUUACCGACAGAGCGGCGACUCCGGCCGCCGUUGGGGAUGUAUUAGAAACACGUUGCAACAUGGAUUAUAAACCUUUUUUGUUUCUUUUAAUGAACCAAACAGAUGAAUUUGCAUAUUUUUUUUUUUUUUUGCUUGAUGAGUUUUUUUUCUUUUUUUUUUUUUUUUUUGGUUUUUAAUGUUCCACAAUACUAUUUAUUGAAUGAAACUUGAGAGAUUUUUCUCCAUGCUCGGCUCUAACCCAGUCUCGCCAUCACCCGCUUCUCUGCUCUCCAGUCUCAAGGCCUCUCUGCAAAAAAAAAAAAAAACGCCGGGAUUUCAGGUUACUAUUACCAUUUUUUGUUCUUCCUUUUAGGUUUUUUUGCUUUUCCCCCCCUUUCCGUUGCCAACUGACCUGAACUCUUCCUCAUCCGCCGUUGUUUUUUUUUUUUUUUUUUUUUUUUUUGUACUUUGAACGCCUCACGCAGAGCUUUUGUCCUCCUUUCUCUUAUAGAUCGGGACGCUUUUGCGGUCGUUUUUUGUCUUUUCCCGCUUCUACGUGUUAACAAAGCUUUACGAGGGGCAGGCGGACGGAGGGGGUUCAGAGUGUGCAAACACCGUAAGUGCUUUAUUUUUUUCCCCUAUGCACAGGCUGGGCUGUUGGAACGAGACUGUUCUAUUCUGCGCCGGCACACGUCUGUGCAAUAUCCCCAUGAGUUUUGUUUUCCGUUUACGUCGUCGCUUCCCGUCGUCGCCGGCUCCGGGUGGAGGUGAAACCCCUCGAUGCUGACUUUUGUGAGGAGAGCGAGCGACUGGUGCACAAAGUGUGUGUUUUUUUUUUUUUUUGUUUUUUUUGCGCGUUGUGUUUCUUGUACGCAGUGUUUCGAUGAGCUCACACAAACUGAGAACGGGAGAGUGGGCGUGGAAGGCGACUCCACGUUGCACGCGACCGCAGAGGCCGAACUACGCGAUUCGUACACAAAAGUGUAUGUCAAGCCGUAAAAAACGCGCGCUCGUGUAAAAUACGGGUUGGAACCGCGCGUUAUUGUACGGCCGAUUAUUGGCCUUUACGGCUUGCCAUAAAAGUGACCUCACGACGUUCGAGCGUGGCGGGCCUUUAAAGCGCCGCCAUUUUUCUUUACUUUUUUUUUUUUUUUUAUUGAACCCAAUCACAAAGGCAGAAAAGCACGGGUAGCUCGCUACCGUUCACCCCCCCCCCCCCCCCCCCCCCCCUGCCGUGCAUGUGCAGCAGCGUUCUCGGCUCGUCGCUGCAGGAGACCUCGCAUGACGACUCCCAGCAGACUUCAGGCUGCAGCUGGAUCAUCUUGUGCAAGCACUAGAAAAGCAAGGGAGCGAAGCAGAAGAAGAAGAAGCCUCGAUACGUGGAAUUGUAAAGCUUUGAUCAUCAUGUUUGCACAUUUAGCUCUAGAUGUGUGGGUUGAGGAAGGAAAAAAAGGGCUUUUCAUAAUUUGUAGGAUUUCAUAUUGCAGUUCAAAACACGAAAGAAAAUGUACUAGGGCACCCAGGGCAACUUGAUUUGAUCUGCACUUUACUACAGCGGAGAUUAAGAUUUGAUAUGGCAUUAAUCAAGUUCAUGUCUUAAUUACCAGUUUGACAAUAAAGUCAUGUUGCAUUUGU
Fundulus heteroclitus (mummichog) is the source of this 4625-nucleotide messenger RNA. RefSeq names its product fem-1 homolog c (gene fem1c). Bases 839 to 2788 code for a protein of 649 amino acids. Gene Ontology annotation, molecular function: protein binding. NCBI's taxonomy places the organism in Eukaryota, Metazoa, Chordata, Actinopteri, Cyprinodontiformes, Fundulidae. The record is from RefSeq and is a predicted model, not a curated record. The transcript has 5 exons.